This is a messenger RNA of Centruroides sculpturatus (bark scorpion), 2614 nucleotides long. RefSeq names its product venom metalloproteinase 3-like. Gene Ontology annotation, biological process: proteolysis. Bases 207 to 2183 code for a protein of 658 amino acids. Lineage: Eukaryota; Metazoa; Arthropoda; Arachnida; Scorpiones; Buthidae. The record is from RefSeq and is a predicted model, not a curated record. The transcript has 15 exons. Gene Ontology annotation, molecular function: metalloendopeptidase activity.
ACGUGUUCUCUACCGUCAGGUCAUUACGAGCGAAGAUCUCACCUGGCCAGAUAUCGGGUAUUUGUAGCGCCCUUUGGUUACGGGGCUAUAUUCCUAUCAAACACGUAUCGCAAUCCUGAAUCCUGAUAAAAAUUCGUCAGCCAUAUCGGCCGGCACGGAUUCACGUUUCCGUCCGUCCUAUCCUUUGCUGGCCCUUAUAUUGACCGAUGUCCUUUGCUGUCAUAUUUUUUGGUCUUGCCACCUUGUGGAUAUGUGGCGAAUCCAAAUUUGAAAAGUUUCACGAGAGAUUAAGUCAAGAAGAACUUAGGAAGAUCUUCCAUGUAGAUCUUCAUAACAAUGUACCUGAAUACGACGUUGUUCACGUACGAUCUUUAUCUAAACGUUCGAUUCCUUCCGAUGAUACGAAACGGGUACACUUAUCAGCUUUCGGGCAGAAUUUCCAUUUAAACUUGAAGAGAAAUCAUGAAUUGGAAGAUCGGUUAAAAUCAAUGAAACUGUUUGCGGCCGAAACUAAAGGAAAUGAACUGCGAUAUAAAGAAAUGGAACCGCAGGAACAUGCGAUUUCCGACAUGGGCGUUAGUUAUCAUGAUGAAAACCAGAUGGCGGCACUACUCGUUAAUCAUGCGGAGGAUGGAAGUCUACGAUUGGAAGGAACAAUUGGUAAUCAUCUUGUCAUCAAACCAAUUCCGAAACAAUUAAUUGUCGUUGAGGAUAAUUACGUUGAUGAUGAGAUGUUUCUCGAUGAAGACGGCAACACUUCAACAACUCACGACAUGCAGCGCCAUCUGCCGACGCUAUCUUCAGUUAACCAUGUCGUUUACAAAAGGAAACAAAAUUUCCCCUUAUCACAUUCUGAUUACAUGGAAUUAGAAGCGGGUUAUGCCAAUAAUUCGGACUGGACCAUUAGGAGUAGAAGAACCAAAAGAAAAGCUCCUACCACAGUUUGGCCCGAAGUUUUAGUGGUUAUUGAUUAUAAUACUUUUCUGUUACACGGAAGCGAUAGUAGGGCAUUAAAACGUUAUUUCGUUAGUUUCUGGAAUGGGGUAGAUUUACGAUAUAAAGUGUUAGCCAAUCCAAAAGUCAAAAUUAGUUUAGCUGGUAUGGUUGUGGCAAAGGAUAAAGAUGCUACACCAUAUUUAGAGAAGAAUCGUCUUCGUCCUCCAAAUUAUGAUGCUGUUGAUGCAGCGGGUGCACUAUCGGAUAUGGGAAAAUAUUUAUACAGAGAGGAUCGUUUACCAACUUUCGAUUUGGCUGUUGUUAUUACUAAAUUAGACAUGUGUAGGAGGCAGUUCAAUGGAGGAAGAUGUAGUCGAGGAACUGCUGGGUUUGCUUACGUUGGAGGUGCGUGUGUAGUGAAUAAAAGAUUAGAGAAAGUCAAUAGUGUUGCCAUUAUCGAAGACAGUGGGGGAUUUAGUGGCAUCAUAGUUGCAGCACACGAAGUUGGCCAUCUUUUGGGUUGUGUCCAUGAUGGUUCGCAACCUCCUAGUUAUCUAGGAGGUCCGGGAGCAAGCAAUUGUCCUUGGGAAGAUGGUUUCAUAAUGAGUGAUUUGAGACAUACGGAUAGAGGGUUUCAAUGGUCAGCCUGUAGUAUUCAACAAUUUAAACAUUUUUUACAAGGUGAAACAGCAGUGUGCUUAUAUAAUUAUCCACACGAUAACCAGAUACUAUCAAGAGUACUACCAGGAACAACAAUGUCUUUAGAUGAUCAAUGUCGUAAGGAUAGAGGAACCACCGCUUGCUUUAAAGAUGCUCGAGUGUGCGCUCAGCUAUUUUGUUACGACACUUCUUCGGGAUUUUGUGUGUCGUUUAGGCCGGCAGCCGAGGGUUCUACGUGUGGUCAUGGACAAGUUUGUAGAGAUGGUCGUUGCGUAGGAGAAACAGAAAAUAUUAUACCUGACUAUACUCAUUACACACCAACUUAUGCAGGGAGACAUCCUAAUUUUGUUUACAGACGAACGGACAGGAGAGGAACCACACCUUACAUUUCAAGAACAACACGUGAAAUUAUCACUAGAACAACACCUUCGCAAUCUCCAUCAUCGUGUGAAGACAAUGCUCAACAGUUAGCGGGAGGGCUGACGUGUACGGAAUUUCUACAAAGAUACGGAUUUCGUUAUUGUAAACAUCGUUACAUGAAACAAAAGUGUUGCAAAUCGCAAUUGAAAUUGUGUUCUCAUAGUUAACGCAUUGUUGACAAUUGUUAGUAAAAUACAAAAGGCCAAGGAACAAUGUUUUUAAAGACGAUCUUUCAAGUUUAAAUCCAAUUCCAAGUGUUCAAGAAUUGGUGAUUUAAAAAAAAAAUGUUUUUAUUCUUAAAUUUUUUUAGACCGAAAUAUAUUAAAACAAGAAAGAAAAUCUCUAUUUUUCUAGCAUGUAUUUUUUUUUCCGGUAAUGUUCCUAUUCCGUUAUUUUCAUUUAAAUUUCUUCCAGUUCACAUAAAUAUUGGGAUCGACAAACUCUCAGAGCAAUAUGUGAUACGUGAAGUGUAUUAUUUCAUCUAGAAAUUUUUACGAUAAACGAUGAUUUAUCAGGAAAAUUUCAAAUGAUUUUCGGGAAAUAAGGACUUUCCUUCCACAUCCUGUUUACCUUGUUUCUAUUCUUUACGGUGGUUUCA